AGUGAUUACGUCGUUUUUGUUGGAUAAUAGUAAUAAAAGAAGGGUUUGUUGUAGUUGUUAUUGAAAAAAAUGGAGGACUGGGUCAUGAAAGCUUUGUGACAGUUGUGUGACUUUUAAUACUUAUGUAUAUGCGUGUGUGUAUGUAGAUAUAUGUAUUUCAUCAUAUUUGAUUUGAAUGUUUCUUUAGACACGCCCUUUGAAGUCGUUUCAUUUAUUUAUUUAUUUAUUUCUACUAAGAAUUAGAAAACGAGUAAUAGAGAUGUUUUUGUCAUAUAUAUAUACGCACUCAUAUAAUAUCUUUCAUUGACAUUUGCGUAUCUGCUAUUUUCUUGGGUUCCGGCUAUUUUAUGCGUUUGGGCAGAGUUGGGUUCUGGAAAUGCUGUUUGACAGAUAGAAAGUACUGUUGUUUUUGCAUCUCCAGAUCAUAGGAACUGAUACUACUACACAUUUUAAUAUCAUGACUUCAAGAUCGUUUAGAGGUUCUGAAUCACUGCAAGGAAAGUCAAUUCCUAUGUCAGUAAAAUUUGCAAGGAGGACUUCAUCAGGCCGAUACGUUGACUACUCUAGAGAGUCGAAUGAUCUCGAUAGUGAUAUUGGCAGCGGUGAAAUUGGCAGUGGUGAGUUCAUGAACUACACGGUGCAUAUACCACCAACACCUGAUAAUCAACCUAUGGAUGCAUCAAUCACACAGAGGGUUGAGGAGCAAUAUGUGUCGAAUUCAAUGUUUACAGGAGGGUUUAACAGCGUUACUCGUGCCCAUUUGAUGGAUAAGGUAAUUGAGUCGGAAACGAGCCACCCCCAGAUGGCAGGUGCAAAAGGGUCUUCGUGCUCAAUACGCGGUUGUGAUGGGAAAGUGAUGAGCGAUGAGAGAGGUGAAGAUAUUCUCCCUUGUGAAUGUGAUUUUAAGAUAUGUCGUGAUUGUUAUGUUGAUGCUGUGAAAACCGGAGAUGGGAUUUGUCCCGGAUGUAAAGAGCCUUACAAGGCCACGGAUUUGGAUGAGAAGGCAGUGGAUAAUAACCGGCCACUACCUCUGCCGCCUAGUAUGGGGUUGUCGAAGAUGGAGAGGAGGUUGUCCUUGAUGAAAUCAACAAAAUCAGUGUUGAUGAGGAGCCAGACAGGUGAUUUUGAUCAUAACCGAUGGUUGUUUGAGACCAAGGGAACUUAUGGAUACGGGAAUGCUAUUUGGCCUACGGAGGGGGGAUAUGGGAAUGAGAAUAAUGGUGGGGGCGGUGAGCCUGCAGAACUUCUUAGCAAGCCCUGGAGGCCCCUGACUCGUAAAUUGAAGAUAUCUGCUGCAAUUUUGAGCCCAUAUCGGCUCCUAAUCUUUGUCCGCAUGAUUGUUCUGGGAUUAUUUCUUGCAUGGAGGAUCCGCAACCCAAAUAACGAUGCAAUUUGGUUGUGGCUUAUGUCCGUGAUUUGUGAGAUCUGGUUUGCAUUCUCAUGGUUACUUGACCAGCUUCCAAAGUUCUGCCCCGUGAAUCGUGCUACGGAUCUUAAUGUUUUGAAAGAAAAGUUUGAAUUGCCUGGUCCCCUUAAUCCCACCGGAAAAUCUGAUCUUCCAGGCAUAGACAUCUUUGUUUCUACUGCAGAUCCGGAGAAAGAACCACCACUUGUCACUUCCAACACCAUUCUAUCAAUUCUUGCAGCUGAUUAUCCUGUAGAAAAGCUUUCUUGUUAUGUUUCUGAUGAUGGAGGUGCUCUUCUAACCUUUGAAGCCAUGGCAGAAGCUGCGAGUUUUGCCAACUUGUGGGUCCCAUUUUGCCGGAAACAUGAUAUUGAGCCUAGGAACCCAGAAACUUAUUUCAGUUUGAAGAGAGAUCCUUAUAAGGACAAGAUGCGCCAGGACUUUGUCAAGGAUCGUAGACGGGUAAAGCGUGAGUAUGAUGAGUUCAAGGUUCGAAUUAAUGGCCUCCCUGAUUCGAUUCGGCGUCGUUCUGAUGCAUAUAAUGCUCGAGAGGAGAUCAAGGCUAUGAAGCAUCAGAGAGAGAAUGGCAACGAUGAACCACUGGAAAACAUAAAGAUCGCCAAGGCUACCUGGAUGGCUGAUGGAACGCAUUGGCCCGGCACUUGGAUUGUUUCUGGUCAAGAGCACUCUAAGGGGGACCAUGCAGGAAUUAUUCAGGUUAUGUUGAAACCUCCAAGUGAUGAACCAUUACAUGGUGCAUCAGUUGAUUCUAAUCCUAUCGAUCUGACAGAAGUUGACAUUCGGCUUCCUUUGUUGGUUUAUGUUUCACGUGAAAAGCGUCCCGGGUAUGAUCACAACAAGAAGGCUGGUGCUAUGAAUGCUUUGGUUCGGGCCUCAGCCAUUCUGUCCAAUGGACCCUUUAUUCUGAAUCUCGAUUGUGAUCAUUACAUCUACAACUCUGAGGCGUUAAGAGAAGGUAUGUGUUUUAUGAUGGACCGUGGUGGUGAUCGUCUUUGCUACGUCCAGUUUCCACAAAGGUUUGAAGGAAUUGACCCAUCUGAUCGCUACGCCAAUCACAACACUGUUUUCUUUGAUGUCAACAUGCGUGCCCUUGAUGGGAUUCAAGGUCCAGUCUAUGUCGGAACAGGAUGUCUCUUUCGCCGGAUUGCUUUAUAUGGUUUUGACCCUCCAAGAUCAAAAGAACACCCCGGUUGCUGCAGCUGUUGCUUUGCUCCUCGUAAAAAAUCUUCAACCGUUGCUUCUUCUCAUGAGGAGAACCGAUCACUUCGAAUGGGAGAUUCUGAUGAUGAAGGAAUGAACAUUUCUCUGUUUCCCAAGAAGUUCGGGAACUCGUCUUUUCUUGUUGAUUCGAUUCCGGUUGCGGAAUUUCAAGGCCGUCCCCUUGCUGAUCACCCUGCCGUGAAGAACGGACGGCCUCCAGGUGCUCUUACUAUUCCUCGGGAGCUUCUCGAUGCGUCUACUGUUGCUGAAGCAAUUAGUGUCAUCUCAUGUUGGUAUGAAGAUAAAACCGAAUGGGGCAAUCGAGUUGGGUGGAUUUAUGGAUCUGUAACCGAAGAUGUGGUGACUGGUUAUCGGAUGCACAAUCGGGGAUGGAAGUCGGUUUAUUGCGUCACCAAGAGGGACGCCUUUCGUGGGACUGCUCCAAUUAAUCUGACCGAUCGGCUUCACCAGGUGCUUCGGUGGGCCACCGGUUCUGUUGAGAUCUUCUUUUCUCGCAACAAUGCUCUUCUGGCAAGUUCCAAAAUGAAGUUCUUGCAGAGGAUUGCUUACCUCAACGUUGGUAUCUACCCGUUCACCUCCGUUUUUCUCAUUGUUUACUGCUUCCUUCCGGCACUUUCUCUGUUUUCCGGUCAAUUCAUCGUCCAAUCCCUCAACGUCGCGUUCCUCACGUACCUCCUGGUCAUCACCUUGACUCUUUGCAUGCUUGCUGUGCUCGAGAUCAAGUGGUCUGGCAUCGCUCUGGAAGAUUGGUGGCGAAAUGAGCAAUUCUGGUUAAUCGGAGGCACGAGUGCUCAUUUGGCUGCUGUGAUUCAAGGUCUUUUGAAAGUGAUUGCUGGAAUCGAGAUAUCAUUUACAUUGACAUCGAAGUCUUCUGGUGAUGAUGAUGAUGAUUUUGCCGAUCUUUAUAUUAUCAAAUGGACGUCCCUGAUGAUACCCCCAGUUGUAAUCAUGAUGACUAACUUGAUUGCAAUAGCGGUUGGGGUCAGCCGAACGAUAUAUAGCACCAUACCGGAAUGGAGCCGCUUGUUAGGAGGGGUGUUCUUCAGCUUCUGGGUAUUGGCUCAUCUCUACCCAUUUGCAAAAGGGCUUAUGGGAAGACGGGGAAGGACACCCACAAUUGUUUUUGUUUGGUCGGGACUUAUUGCGAUCACAAUCUCUCUCCUCUGGGUUGCAAUCUCCCCUCCAGCGGGCAGUACUCAAAUUGGUGGAUCUUUCACGUUUCCAUGAUUUUUCAUUCUCAAGGUAAAAACUCAUUUGUCAUUGAGCCCUAUUAGAUUCCAAGUUUUUGCUGUUUUUUCUCCAGAAACUUGGGAAGUAAAAUGGGCGAAGGCCUUGUGAUGAUAUCGGAUUCAUUGGAAUCUUUAUUUCUUGAUUCUUGUCGAAAUUUUGGAUGUCCAUAGUGGGAGACAUUAUACACAUUCUUUGUAAUUAGAGACACAUGUUAGUUGAAAUUAUAAGUUGAUUUGUUUCAUAGUUGUGCUCUUCUGACAUUCUGAACUUGCAAUGUUCAGUCAUAUCUGUCAAAUCUCUCUUGAGAAUUGAGAAUUCCAUCACUUCUAAGCUGUAUUUUUGUUUGCCA
Camellia sinensis is the source of this 4226-nucleotide messenger RNA. Its product is annotated as cellulose synthase-like protein D3. NCBI's taxonomy places the organism in Eukaryota, Viridiplantae, Streptophyta, Magnoliopsida, Ericales, Theaceae. Gene Ontology annotation, cellular component: membrane. Gene Ontology annotation, molecular function: cellulose synthase (UDP-forming) activity. The record is from RefSeq and is a predicted model, not a curated record. Gene Ontology annotation, biological process: cellulose biosynthetic process.